GGAGGGGCCUGAUUGAGCAUAGCGCUAUUCUAGGUCCUGGUUCCGCGAAAGUGGAAAAUAGGCAAAAGGCAACGCUAACUAAUACAGUACAAGGAAGAUAGCUGUGGAGUGGGAAGAAUCCAGGGGCUGGCAAGCACAGGAUUGUGUCCCGCAAUGGACGAUUGGCUCUUCCAAGUAUGGCAAUCCCAUUUCCGCUGAGUGCAACGGUGUAAUACAUGAAGCUAGCUUGCCCGGCAAUUUUGGCGCAGGGGGCGUUGGUGAUUGCGCUGGUUCCCGCUGCUCGCUCACGGCGUGUGUUGCUGUUGCACGGCAGAAGCCGGAUCUUUGUCACAUGAUUUACACAGAGAAGUAGUGCUGUAAUUUAGAAGACUAUGACUGAAGAGGCGUCUUGGACGAGCGCGUGGGGGAAUAGAGUUGCCCAGAGCAGAGAGAGUUGUUGUUGUUGUGGUCUACAGUACUUAGACAACGACACCAGCAAAUGGUCACGCUGCUUUGUUAACUUUUGUUUUCUACUUUUAGCUUUUUGGGUAUCCGCGUUUCUAUUUUUAUGUUUGCAGACCCACGGAACAAGAGGAUUUUCUAGCAUUUUUAACAACGAACUUAAGUUAAAGAGACUGUACGUCAACUCAGAGUUUGAUUACUGCAUGCGGCGAGCACCACCACCAAAAACCCACCAAACGGGUAAAAGCGUGACUGACUGAGGCUGGACGGACGAACUGCUAGCACCCAGUGUUGAUUUGGAGCAGGAUGACGAAAGGGGGGUGGGCGGCGGACCAAUGAUCUGCUGAUGAAGCGAAAUUCAUUGCGCUCGUGCUGUGAUUGGUCAGCAGCGUCCAAGUUUUAACUUUUUUGCUGGCCCUUGGUGGGAAGUGGACCCGCUUUUUUCCACAGUCCAUUUUCACGCCCCAAUUUGGGAAGCGCGACUGAAGUGCUGCUGCUUUUGGCGCUGUAGUGUGGCUGUUUUCAGCGGUGAGCAUCCGCUAGAACGAGUCCUGCCUUUUAGCGCAGUUCGGCCGCUGAAAAUCAGCACUAGACAGGGCGGCCUCAGCACUGCGCUGGGUCACCUGGUGCCCGCCAACUGAAGCCAUCCCCUUCCCAGCGGGGUUACAGCGGACGGGAGAGCGCUGGUGGGUGGUGUUGAUGUUCUGUACCUGCGUCUGCCACUGCGGAUGUCGGGGGUGUUCUUUUGCCCAGCAUUGUUGCCUUCGCUAAGACUCAUACCCGUCGAACUAGUCUGCCCAUUGUCAACUCAGCCUGUCAGCUGUCGCCCGUCCCAAAAUCAUCCAUCAAAAAGCAAAGAAGCUUGGCAUUUUCCAUCAAUAGUGAUAUGCGUACCAAAUAUAGAAGCCGCCGCUCUUUUGAAUAAAUACAACAGACAAAAGCACGGUACAGCGUGAUAGGCGUAGUCGCCGUAGCGUUUGAGAUCCAGUGACGCAGGCGGGUUGCAGUCAUUGGAGACAAGACCUGUGGGAAAACAACAAACAAAGACCAUCAAGGCCAACGCUCCGUCUCGCCGACUGAGGCGUUCCCCUCGACUUUUUGCGUGGCGUCUUGUCUCUCAUCCCGCCCCUUGCAUCGUGGUUCGGGGAAUAAGCCCCUUGGCUGGACAGACAGACAGUGAAGGCAUCAAAGGGGAUACAGAUCGAGGCUAAUAACAAAACAGUUGACCUACAUAUGGCCAUCGAGCAUCGACCAUCGAACUAAACAAGCGAGCAAAAGAGGCACUGUCGCAAUCCACUCUGGUGCAUUUCUCACCCACUCACGGGGCAGCCCCUCCUCCACUCGCCUCCGCUGAUUACGGUACGAUCGUGCAUGGGCAGGCCCCCAAGGCGACGGUAGCGACUCUCGCGCGUGAGGCUAAAAAAAUAGAGAGCAACACGAAGACACCCCGGCACUGUCCUGUGCAUGGUGCAUGCAGACAGACGCGCCACCAGCAAACGGACGCCCUACACUCUGCAAGACGCCGCUUCCUGUCCGGCAGGCUACAGGCUGCAUUCACCACCAACAUCACGGGCACAGUAACAACCAGCCCAGGCACACUAGGCAGCCUGCCAAAGUCCCCCCAAAAGCAUAAUCAGCAGCCAGCGAAGCCCAAGAGGCAAAGAAAGGGAAAGAAAGGUGGUUGUGGGCCGCUGUCGCCACACCCUUCGGCUCCUGCUCCUCACACCACCAAGGCAAGACACACCACCAAAAGGAAUCGCCCCAGUCCUGCGACGACAAGCUUCGCCCACAACCCCAUCCGGCUGUUGUUUGGCUGUUCUCGGCGCUAGUGCCUACAAAGGCCCAGCGUCCUGUUUCCCGCCAAACGUGCGCCGGGGACUGCUAGGCGUCCACCCUCCUCCCACACCACUUCACACUGCCCUGCCUGCCUGGCCUGCCCAUACCCUUCUGCCCUGUGGCGCGCCUCUCUUUGCCUUCUCUUUUGCGACUGCAACCAUCUUGUCUUCGCACUCCCGUCGACUCCGUCCCGGCUUCUUCCCUCCUACACAUACACUCGCCCUACUUCCCAUUGGGAUAUUGUACGACUCGCCUUCGCUUCUACUUUUUCUCGAUAUUUCUCGGUUUUUCAUCGCCAUAUCCCCGGCCCUGUCCGACUACGAUUUGCGCGCGCUGAGCCCCCCCCCGAAUCUCGAUCGCAUAACACGCAUUCAGCGCCUUUUGCGCCGUUAAUCUCUGCGACGCGCGCCUUGGACCCAACAACAGGAGACGUUGGUUUGCUACCGAAAAUCCGAAAUCGCAUUUGUCUACUACGCGAAAUUUCGUCUCUCGAGAGUCGUUCUUAUCGCCGCUUUACACGCUCGGUGACGAUUUCGACUGCCGGCCCCGAUCGCGUUCACCUUGCUGGUCGCAUCCGCACGCCGUAUUGUGUCGUUGAACCAUUCUAGCCUCCCAUCGCGCACAAGUAUCGAACAAAAGCAUUUAUCUGCUCAAUAAGAUUUCGUCUGAUUUCGGCUCGCCCUUUCGACGUUUUUUUUUUCUAGUCUAAAUCCGACUUGGUUUGACUGGUUUCUGAUUGCGACAAGGACCCCGUCAACAAUACACACAUUGUGUCUAGCAAUAUCCGUCGCAUUCCUGUCCCGCCAAACAGUCUCAGUGCUGCCCGGCAAACACCCUCAGCAGCACCGGCGCAUGCUUAUAGCUCGUGGGCGAUGAGCUCCGACCGAAAAGUGUCGCCAACACAACCGCCCGUCGGUUCCAAGACCAAGUCCGUCAUACCCGCGCUUGCCAACGUCACCAACACCAACCACAUCUUCAACACAUCCGCCGCGCCAGCCAGCAGUAUGGCUACGCCUGCCUUCUUGCCUCCUGCGCCCCACGCUUUCCGACCAAACUCUGCCAGCCCGAUGCCGUUCCCGCUUGGUAUGCCUCUUGGGCAGGGCUUCGAUCGCGAAUCCGCCAUGCCCGGCCCUUCUCCUUUUGCCGAUGGUCCCGCCCCUCAGAUCAUUCGAGUACUCAUCCGUCGUCUUCCUGUCAACACCUCAGAAGAAUCGUUGCGCCUCAUGGUAGUCUGGUCCAAGGAACUCAUCUCAGUUGAGCUGCUGCCUGUUGAGAGAUCCGAGGACGCAGGCUUUCGCUCCGCCAUCCUACGCUUUCGAUCCAUGUCCGGUGCCUUGGAAGCCAAGAACAUGCUCGAUGGCCGCUCCAACAUCUCAAACGAUGCACAAAUGAUUGUUGAGCUCCUCAACGGAAGUCCUAUGGACGCAAGACGCGAGCGCCAAGCAAAGAUGAAUGGCGGCGGCUCACACGGCCCUAGACAACCUACGCACUUCGGCAACGGAUUUCCUUCGCUUGAGAAGAUUUCACCCACAUCCAACAGCGCCUUUCCUUCCAGCGACUUUGGCAAGCCCGAGCCCAACUUUCAGAACCUCUUCUCAUCACAGUCACCCAUCGGCAGCCAUCUAUCAGACCGUACCCGAGUGUCAGGCAAGACGUUGAUCAAUGACGACUUUGCCGAUGAUGACGAGACUAGCGACCUUCUCAAGGACCCAGUUGCAUAUGCUGAGAGCAAUGCCAGCUCACAGCGACGCGCCACGGCGCCCCAAAUUCCUAUUGGACGCAUGGCCAAUCUCACUCUCAACACAAAUGGUGGAAGCCCUCCGGGUCCUUCCUCACUCCCUCCUUACAUGAACUCGCGAUCUCCGAAUGGCAUGCCUCCUCCUCCUGGAGCCGGCUUCCCAGUCGGCGGAAACGUUGGUGGAGGUGGUGGUGGCGCGGCGCCUUAUGGCCGCCAUGCCUUCCCACCAGUGAAUCCUGCCGACCAGAAUCCUCCAUGCAACACCCUGUAUGUCGGUAACUUGCCGCUAGAUACAUCAGAGGAGGAGCUCAAGGCCAUGUUUUCAAAGCAGCGCGGUUACAAGCGCCUCUGCUUCCGCACCAAACAAAAUGGUCCCAUGUGCUUUGUUGAGUUUGAAGAUGUCUCUUUUGCCACGAAAGCGCUUCAUGAGCUCUACGGCCAGCCGCUUCACAACAGCGUCAAGGGCGGCAUCCGCCUUAGCUUCUCCAAGAACCCUCUUGGUGUUCGUUCUGGCCCAGCUACCAACCAGCCUCCUCCCAUGGCCAUGCCGCCCAAUAUGCACCAUGCGCCACCAGCAGCUGCAGGUGGAAACGGCUUCAACUCCAACGGAGCUCUUCCCCCCGGCUUGGCAGCUCCUCCAGGACUUGGCAGCGGUGGUCGAGGACACGCCAACGGAGGCGGCAACAGACCAUACCCGCUUCCUGCCUUCCACGGCGCCCCUCAUAACCCUUGGAGUGGGCCACCAUAUCACAACGGAGUCGGCGCUGCGCCCAAUGCGCCUUUGCACAACAACCCCAACUUUAUGCCUAGACACAUGAUGGGUCGAUAGAUGCCUUUUUUUUUCUGGGCAUCGUUUCAUGCGGAGCCUAGCCUUAUCUCCUUGUACGCGGGCCAGCAGCCCAUGGCGCAACGGAUAUGACAACGGCAGCAAUCGAGACAUGCGCAUACCAAGGGGCAAAGACCCCAAAGCCUCUUUACUAUUUUGGGUUCGGCGUUGAGAGACACACGGGAUUUGACAGCAUUUGCGAUACCACUUUUCAUACGGGUUGUUUUACUUUGCUUUUCCUCUUCUUCUUCUUUUUAUUUGGGGGCAAAUUGAGUGUUUUUGUUCUUGUUUUGCAUUUCAUCUUGGCCAAGAGAAACAAAGACAUGGCAUGGAUGGAGUUUUUAUUCAGUAUCAGGUUCAAGGAGACGAACCGUCGGUUUACGAAAUGGCAUAGCAUCCAACAUGCACGCCGGGGCAUCGGUUCAACGGGGGGAAAGACACCAUUUCGGCGUUUUGUUUUAUUCGGAUUCGGGAAAGACCAGGAAAGACAAAAAAAGAAAAAUGUAGCACAACGCUGCUAUACUCAAAUCGGCUGCCAUGGAGACUCUACGCAGUUUGCCAUGUGCACCACAGCUUUCGGUAGCUGUCGAUGUUUGUACACAUCCUUUGUUGUGCGGAUUCGUUUACUUUGCCUUUUUGUCUUUCUAUUGUUUUGUGGGUUUACUUCUUGUCUCCUUCAUUUCACGGAAUGCAGCAUUGCGAAAGGAUGGGAGGGUUUUAUUUCACGUUUUGGGGGUAUUUAAUCUUGGGACAGCGCUUCUUUUUUGGACCCUCUCUUUUUCGUUGUCUAGAUGUCAUACCUACUUGGUGGCAUCUAUUCGACAUGGAAGGAACGUUCCCAUGAUCAGCGCACAAGUCUCUUUUCUUGCCUUUGUUUCUUUCUUUGCACUUUCUUCUUUUUUAGUGAUUCCCCAUUUACUCUACCAAGGUCGGGUUCCACAUCGUCAGAUUUGGGAUUGUUGUUGAAGGGGAGGGCAUCUUGUUCCUUGCUGUACGACUUUGACUUUGGUGGUUUUCUCUUUUAAUAUUGGAAAGCGCGGGUUGGUUCUUCAUCUUGUUUCUUUUUCUUCUUUCUUUCGUCCUUUAUUUCUUCACUUGGCUUGCAUACGGGAAAGCAGGUAUAGGUUCUACGAUGUAAUGUACAGUUCUUUUGAUUGAAUUCAACUUGUUAUUUAAACCACAAACUCCUA
This is a messenger RNA of [Torrubiella] hemipterigena, 6031 nucleotides long. The record is from the annotation of a GenBank genome assembly. NCBI's taxonomy places the organism in Eukaryota, Fungi, Ascomycota, Sordariomycetes, Hypocreales, Clavicipitaceae.